UGACGGGUAGCAGUUGAACAGUUCAGUCUAGCACUCUUCAGUUGAUUAAGGCUGGGGGGUUCCCUCCUCCUCCUCCUGUGUGUGUGUGUGUGUGUGUGUGUGUGUGUGUGUGUGUGUGUGUGUGUGUGUGUUCCGGUGCUGAUCUGUGAUCUCCUCCUCCUCUGUGGGCCUGGACAGGAAGGAGCCGAUCGACUGGAUGACGCGGUUUGUGUGUGUGUGUGUGUGUGUGUGUGUGUGUGUGUGUGUGUGUGUGUGUGUGUGUGUAGGGGGGAGGAGCCCCAAGCUCUGCUCUCGUCCUGCCUGGGUCCCUCUGACGUCUCUGCCUAACUUCAAGCUUAGAAACUUCAGAAACUCAGAAUAGGAAUACUAAUCUUUAGGGAACGGAGAGCUGUGGUUUUAAAAAGGGAAGUUCGAUUUUAAAGCAGUUUAGAAAGUGCGACUGUGCCGGCCUCCGAGUGCGAUAAGGAUUUCUGAGAACUGAACUGUCAGAGUGAUUUCUGGGAAGAGGCGCAGUCAGAGCCAGCCCUCCGCUUCACACAGCUGGUGGCCAUGGACUCCAUCUUCAACCUGAUAGAGCUGGCUGACAGGCUGUACUCGCUGUGUCAGACGGUGAAGGCCAAUAAGGAGCAGAGGGGCCGCCUGGCUGAGAUGGUGAUCUCCCUGAAGAAGGUCCUGUCCAUUCUGCAGGAACAGGACCCCAGCCACACGCCUCCCCAGGCCCUGGAGGAACACCUGGUCGAGCUCCAGACGUGCUUCAGGGACGCGGAGGAGCUGCUGAACAAGUACGGGAACACUAGCUGCCUGGGCCGCGUGUUCAAGGCCAAGGCCAUGGAGGAGGACUUUGAGGACUUGUUUCAGCGCCUUGAUGACGUCAGGCAGCUGCUCUCGCUCUCGCUGCAGGUGGAGCAGAGGGGGGAGGUGCAUUCGGUGCACGACGUCGUGGACAGGGCAGAGCAGAAGAUCGACUUGCUCCAUGAGAAGAUGGACAAGCUGAUUGUGAAGGGCAAAGAGGUCAAAGGGCCUGAGACUCCAUCCCCGGCCGCCUCCCCACAGGAUGCAGACAAGCUGCUGGGAGACAUCCGUGGCAGGUUCGUGGAGAAGGCGAGCCUCCCUCUGAUCAAGCAGCUGCUGGACGGGCUGCAGCAGGAGCGCGUGCUCAACUCGGAGGAGGCCGAGGCCGUGCUGGAGGAGCAGGCAGCAAGGGCCGACCGCGCCCGCUGCCUCAUCGACAUGGUGCGCAAGAAGGGCCGCAGGGCCAGCGAGAAGAUGAUCACACUUCUGAGAGAGAGAGACCCCAACCUGGGGAUGACUCUGGGGCUGGCCUGAGGAGGAAGAGUAAGAGGAGGAGGAGAAGGGUCGCAGGGCCAGCGAGAAGAUGGAUCACACUUCUGAGAGAGAGAGAGAGAGACCCCACACUGGU
Messenger RNA from Clupea harengus (Atlantic herring), 1420 nucleotides. RefSeq lists its product as uncharacterized. Gene Ontology annotation, biological process: regulation of apoptotic process; cell surface receptor signaling pathway. The record is from RefSeq and is a predicted model, not a curated record. NCBI's taxonomy places the organism in Eukaryota, Metazoa, Chordata, Actinopteri, Clupeiformes, Clupeidae.